AAGCACAGAAAAAGCGGAGAGAAAUGGACCUUUCACAAGUUGGCUUUCUGGAAGAGUUACUUGCUCCAAGAAGAGGAGAUUCAUGGAACACAAUGUCCUCUGGCUUCAAUGAUCUAUUCUCUUGUACCUCUUGGACCUUUGACCCUUUUGAUGACAACCCUUCUGCCUUCUCUACCUUCAAUCCGCCAUUUUCUGCUCUACCGGCACCUCUCAUAGACCAGAGACUUGAAUAUUCCUACCUUCUUGAUGGCUUUACAGGGAAUACUGUUGACUCUGCACCACCACUUCAAGCUCAUGAAGAUGAAGACCUCGCCUUUCUGGGUUUUGAGAAUCAGAGUUCUGAAGAAGGAAACGCCAAUAAUAAUGCCAGUAAUUGCUGCAAAAUCGAAGAACGAGCCCUGGAAACUCCGGUGUUCAACAUGGGUGUGUAUUGUGGGGAGAAGAAACCCAAAUCGAAGAAGCUACAAGGGCAGCCUUCAAAGAAUCUCAUGGCAGAAAGAAGAAGAAGAAAGCGCCUCAAUGAUCGCUUGUCCAUGCUGAGAUCUAUCGUCCCCAAGAUCAGCAAGAUGGACAGGACAUCUAUUCUUGGAGACACCAUAGAUUACAUGAAGGAGCUUCUGGAAAAGAUAAGCAAUUUGCAGGAAGAAAUGGAGAGGGAGGGUGAAAACAAUCAGUUAAACUUCAUAGGCAUUUCCAAGGAAGUGAAGCCAAAUGAAGUAACGGUGAGAAAUUCCCCUAAGUUUGAGGUUGAGAGGAAGGACCAAGACACUAGGAUCAAUAUCUGCUGUGCCACAAAGCCUGGGUUACUACUCUCAACUGUGAAUACCUUAGAAGCAUUGGGUCUUGAGAUCGAACAAUGCGUCAUAAGUGGCUUCAAUGAUUUCACAAUGCAAGCAUCUUGCUCGGAGGUGGCUGAGCAAAGAGCUUGUAUUGACUCUGAAGAGAUUAAGGAAGCACUGUUCAGAAAUGCAGGUUAUGGUGGGAGAUGCCUUUAGGGAGAAGUAGCUGUGACAAUUUGCAAGUUGUGUAAAAGAAGCAAUUUUUUUCCUCUUGGUUUGUUUCUUCCAAGCUUUGGAUUCAACGAAUUAGGGAGGUACAAGUUUCAAUAUAAUCUUUCUGCAGAAUAAAGUCGACUUGAUUACUGCAUUCUGGAUCUGGAUUGCCUCAAAGCAACUAAAACGUAUUGCCGAACAUUCUGCUCUGAAACAGGGAUUUUAGCCUGAAGGGGUUGGGUUCACUUUCCUUCACCAUAUAAUAGGUUCAACAAAAUGAAGUCUCUGCAUAAAGUGUUUCCCAUAAAUAUAAAUGGAAUGCUCAACAUUCA
Prosopis cineraria is the source of this 1324-nucleotide messenger RNA. RefSeq names its product transcription factor bHLH93-like. Lineage: Eukaryota; Viridiplantae; Streptophyta; Magnoliopsida; Fabales; Fabaceae. Gene Ontology annotation, molecular function: DNA-binding transcription factor activity; sequence-specific DNA binding; protein dimerization activity. Gene Ontology annotation, cellular component: nucleus. The record is from RefSeq and is a predicted model, not a curated record. Gene Ontology annotation, biological process: regulation of DNA-templated transcription.